ACAGUCUUGGCCUCGGCAAGUAAACAAGCGCACGUUGGCCGCGGUGUGCACCUGGGCGGAGGCCGGGCAGGGACCAAUAUUAAAGAAUAUACAUUGAAAGGAAGGCCAGGGGGCGAGACUUAGGGAGCGAUACGAAGCGUCAGAGGCGUAAAGAAGAAGGAGACGCGAGGGUCCACUCUUCACCAUGGAAGCGAGGAGGCUCAAGGUGGAGGAGUUUCAGCUGGUGGAGAUCGACUCCACUGGCCUCAAGAACACCAAACUCGUGCUGUUAUUCACGGAGACAAGAUAUGGCAGCGUCGCUCUUCCUCCCCAGGUCCCCUGGGUGCGCUGACUGUCAAGUGUCUCUAAAUAGUUUCCAGGAGAUGGAUGGCAAGAGUUCAGAAGCUACAAGUGACUCAUCAACUGGCAGCGUGGAGGUCAUAAGCAUGGAUCCCAGUGAGAUGGAGAUUGACUUCAUUGGUUAUGACAUUUCUCUUGUCAAUGCAUACAGGAGAAUAAUCCUAGCAGAGGUAGCAACAAUGGCAAUAGAAAAGGUGUACAUGUACAACAACACCAGCAUUGUUCAAGAUGAAGUUCUAGCUCACAGACUUGGCUUAGUUCCGCUAAAAGUUGACCCACGCUUCUUUGAGUUCAGGAACAAAGAUGACACAGAGUGGGCAGCACAGGAUUCUGUCAAAUAUGAACUUAAAGUACGCUGUUCUAAGAACCCAGAGGCAGCACCCAAUGAGACCAACCCAGAUGUCUUAUUCAUCAACAGAAAAGUUCUUUCAUCAAGUUUGAAAUGGGUUCCAAUAGGAAAUCAGACAGACAUCUUCCAGGAAACCAACAUGCAGCCACUCCACGAUGAUAUCCUCCUUGCCAAGAUGAACAGUGGACAUGAAAUAAACUUAGAGGCCUAUGCUGUAAAAGGUAUUGGUUGUGACCAUGCCAAAUUCCAACCUGGUUUGUGCUGGUAUCGCAUGCUGCCAGAGAUUGAGUUGACUCGAGAAGUGGAGGGGAAGCAGGCAGAUCUCCUGCAGACAUGUUUUUCUCCUGGAGUGAUUGAUGUCAUCACAACAUCUGAGGGGAAGCGAGUAGCAAAAGUGAAGGAUGCCAGAAACGACUCCUGCUCACGGAAUAUUUUUCAGCAUGACAACAUAAAGGAUGCAGUUAAACUUACAAGGAAAGUGGAUCACAUUAUUUUUUACAUCGAAUCACACAGUGCACUGAAGAGCUAUGAGAUGCUGGAGGAAGCAGUGAAGAUAAUGAGUGGGAAGUGUGAUACACUGUUGAGUGAAAUUGAAAAACACUUGGAGACAAAUAUGGAGACUUAGACAUAGCCAGUGAUGUGCAUGGGUUGGAAGUGCUCAGUGGCAGCACACCUGAUACCUCAUCACCCUUUUUUUUUUUACUGUUUAUGUAUUAAAUAAAAAAGAAAAAAUAAUGCCUUUGUGAUUCAAC
Messenger RNA from Eriocheir sinensis (Chinese mitten crab), 1440 nucleotides. It is a transcript of the gene Polr1C, whose product is annotated as DNA-directed RNA polymerases I and III subunit RPAC1-like. The transcript is spliced from 9 exons. Gene Ontology annotation, cellular component: RNA polymerase I complex; RNA polymerase III complex. Gene Ontology annotation, biological process: DNA-templated transcription. Bases 288 to 1313 code for a protein of 341 amino acids. The record is from RefSeq and is a predicted model, not a curated record. NCBI's taxonomy places the organism in Eukaryota, Metazoa, Arthropoda, Malacostraca, Decapoda, Varunidae. Gene Ontology annotation, molecular function: protein dimerization activity.